AGCCCCUUGUGUGAACCACCGCUUCCUGGUUGUCUGCAAAUGGACAAUUUAAGUUGUUUUUAAACCUGCGCUCCGGUGGGAAACUGGCCCCCGUUUGACUCGGGAUUAAAAUGUCACCCAGAAGCGGCUGUAGCCCGGUUCUGCUCGUCGUGCUGUGUCUAGUCGUGACCGCCUACUGUAAGUUUCCAUCUCUGGACCACAUAAAACCGAAAGCCAGCAACAAGGUUCAGGGGAGAGCAGUGGUGGAGCUGCUGAAGCGUCUUCUCGGGAACAGAUCCACGGAGUUCAUAGUGUUAGUCAACAGGAGCCUUUCCAAUGACAGCCUGGAUGUGUGUGAGCUUAGGUCCACUAGAAACAAUAAGAUAUUCGCCACUGGCAGCUCGGGAGUGGCCGUGGCUUCUGGGAUUUACAACUAUUUGAAAUAUUUCUGCAACUGCCAUGUUUCCUGGUCGGGGGACCAGCUGGACCUCCCCCGUCCCCUGCCGAGGCUCACCGGCGUUUUGCGUAUCAACACCCAGCACAGAUUCCGGUAUUACCAGAACGUCUGCACAUUUAGCUAUUCCUCUGUGUGGUGGGACUGGCCUAGAUGGGAGAGGGAGAUCGACUGGAUGGCACUCAAUGGAAUCAAUCUUCCACUGGCCUUUACCGGCCAAGAAGCCUUGUGGCAAGAGGUUUAUCGAGCUCUUGGGCUGAACCAGUCAGAGAUCGAGGAGUUCUUCUCUGGCCCCACGUUUCUUGCCUGGAACCGAAUGGGAAACAUGUUCAAGUUUGGUGGGCCUCUACCACAGUCUUGGCAUGUGAACCAGCUCUUACUCCAAUUUAAAAUCCUGGAGCGUAUGAGGUCCUUUGGCAUGAUUCCUGUGCUGCCAGCCUUUUCUGGGAAUAUUCCCAAGGGAAUCCUCAGGUUGUAUCCAGAAGCCAAUGUUACCCGACUGGGGCCAUGGUCUCAUUUCAACUGCAGCUUGUCAUGCUCCUACAUCUUAGACCCUCGGGACCCACUUUUCCUCCACAUAGGUUCCCUCUAUCUGUCGCAGGUGGUAAAGCAGUUUGGAACGGAUCACAUCUACAACACCGACACCUUCAACGAGAUGACUCCACCUUCGUCUGACCUGGCCUACUUGUCUGCAGUCAGUCGAUCCGUCUUUGCCUCGAUGACGGCAGUUGAUCCUCAGGCAAUUUGGCUGAUGCAAGGCUGGCUGUUCUUCAGUGAUGCAGUGUUUUGGAAGCCAGCCCGGAUUCAGGCCUUGUUACACGGGGUGCCCCUCGGAAGAAUGAUCGUGCUGGACCUGUUUGCAGAGACCGAGCCAAUUUUCUCCUACACCGAGUCUUUCUAUGGACAGCCCUUCAUCUGGUGCAUGUUGCAAAACUUUGGGGGCAACAGUGGGUUCUUUGGAACAGUGGAGAGCGUCAAUUCAGGGCCUUUCAAAGCCUUACAUUUCCCAAACUCCACUCUGGUGGGCCUCGGCAUGACACCUGAGGGAAUUGAACAGAAUCCUUUGAUGUACGAGUUGAUGACGGAGCUGGCUUGGCGCAAGGAGCCAGUCAACUUGUCCAGUUGGGUGUCGCUGUAUGCAGUACGCCGCUAUGGCAGCUCUCAUAACAACUUGACCACGGCAUGGAGGCUUUUGUUAUCAAGUGUUUACAACUGCACAGUGCCUCAUUACCGGAAUCACAACCAUAGCCCACUGGUACGCCGGCCUUCCUUUCGUAUGAAUACUGACCUUUGGUAUGACCCUGCUGACUUGUACAAAGCCUGGAAAAUGAUGAUUGAGGCAGCUCCAUCUCUCAUCUCCAAGGAGACCUUUAGGUAUGAUCUUGUGGAUGUGACUCGGCAGGUCCUACAAGUCCUGACAACAUCCUAUUACAAGGAUAUCGUGGCGGCCUACCACAACCAGAAGCUGCCAGAGCUUCUGACUGCAGGCGGGGUUCUGGUUUAUGAUCUCUUACCUGAGCUUAAUCGUUUACUGAACAGUGACCCCAACUUCCUGUUGGGCACAUGGCUGGACCGGGCUCAAUCUUUAGCCAUAGAUGACAAGGAGGCAGAGCUUUAUGACAUGAACGCCAGGAAUCAGCUUACUCUAUGGGGUCCCAGUGGUGAGAUAAUUGACUAUGCUAACAAAGAGUGGGGAGGCCUCAUGGAGGACUACUAUGCCCAACGAUGGGGGCUGUUUGUUCACACCCUGGUAGAGUGUCUGGACAGCGGACAACCGUUCAAACAGGACACCUUCAACCAGGCAGUUUUCCAGGUAGAACGGGGAUUCAUUUACAACAGCCGAAAAUACCCAACCAAGCCUCAAGGAGACACUUACGAGAUAGCCCACAAGAUAUUCCUCAAGUACUACCCACAGGCCUUAAAGACGCUAUAGUGAGCAGGGACUAUGCUUUGUAAAAUCAAAACAAGCUGCAGCAAGAAGAAUGUCGUCCUCCACCUUUUCCCCUCCGGUUCUUCAUGGCUAUUCCAAAAUAUUUUUUGAUGUAGACGUUUUACAGCCUUGGUUAACAGGAACAAUCUGUUUUGCACUUGUAGUCAAUUAUGGAUAGUUCUGCAUGUUGGAGAGAAAAAGAAGGAUUUCAUUUAACAUUCACAAUGACCAAAUAUACCCAUACAUUUUUUUGUAAUAUAAGAAAAGGAAAGAAAGAUGGUUGGCCAAGCCAAGCAUCAAUAGAUAGGAUGAGAGGGGGCAUUGUAAAGCAGUUUCCACCAAGCGGCAACAUCUAUUGUUGAUUAAUGAAGCCAAUGCAGUAUGAGAAACUGCAGUUCAUCGGGUGUCCACUAACUGUGCUGUUGCUUGCAAAGAAGCAACGACACAAUUAACAACACAUGUCAGGUGGGCAUUGCAGUUUUUGAAAACUGUCAUGUCAGUCAUCAGUUUGAAGUUGAAGACUGCUAUGCUACUUCCAGAGACAAUUUUCACAUCCAAACAAAUGCUCUCCUCCAAGCUCAGCUCCAACAUGUCUUUACUCCACAAUAAAUGUGUAGUGUAUGUUGGAGCCAUGGAUGGAUAUAAUUGUCUUUGUGGUAUUUAUUUAGGGUUGAGGUAGUCUGCUAUAUAUUGGUGUUUUGGGUUAUUGAUUAUUAUAUCAUUUAUCAGGAUUGUGUUGAGUGGGGGGAUGUCGGGUCACAUGGGUAUGGGCGGAGAUGUGUUGAUUUAACUCACCUGUUAAUUAUUUGUUCUCAGUGGAAGAGAGGGGGUGAGCUGGGUUGCCGUAUUUUUUGUUGACCGCUAUUGUUUCUAGUUCACUGUGAUUAUGAGUUAAUGCACGUUAUUAUAAGUUAAGUUGGUUAUCUUUUUUAUGUUAAUAAAAAAGUCAAACUUAUUUUUACCUAUCACAGUAUUCUUUUGAAAGCGCGUCGGACAAAUAUAUUAGGCCCAACCUUAGCCUCUCAGCGGCUUCAUCUUCAGGAAAGCCGCUAUAGUGUAUAUUAGAUUUUUGCCAUAUUAAUGUCCAGAAUGUUGCAUAAUGUCUUUAAUCUGGAAAAUUGUGUAUUUUUCUUCGCAGAAUAAUUGACAGUGGUGUGUGCCUUGUAGACACUAGGGCCCGACUAGGGAUAUUAGGAUACCGAUAUAUCGCCUGAUAUCUUUCUUAGAUUUAUCUUCAAUCUGUACAGAUGGAUACAUGUAGAUUUAGAUAUAUACUGGUACAUGUUUUGCAUUGUUCCCUCAAAUGCAGUUAUCAAACACUUGUGGAAAAGAUGGUCACUCAACUUGAAAGUAACUGCGUAUGUUUGUACGUGCAUCACCGCUUGACACUCUGGAGAGUGAUAAUGCUUGCUGUAAUCCAUAUAGCACACUCUCCUGGUAACAGAACGAAAGAGGAUUGCUAGUGUAAUACAAUGAUAUAUUGGCACACAUCUGUGAUAAAAUUAGCCAAUACUGGAUAUGCUAAUAUCGGCCGAAAUUAUUUGCCGGUCGAUUGAUCGGUCAGGCUCUAGUAGACGCUGCAUUAAGUAGAUGAAGAACAAGUACAAGUCAUAACUACCAAGCAGUAUGGAUGUGUUUGAUCUUUCAUAGCAAUUUUCUACUUCAAUACUGAUUCGGUCAGUGAGACUGGACCAUGACGCAGCAACAUUUUUUAAGGUUUAAGGAAAUAUGAUGCUCUGAACAAAAUGGCUCAUGGUGCACCUUAGAUGAUCAUUGUUUUGCCUUGUUGCUACAGGAUUUUUCAAACUUUAAAAAUAUAUUUUUGUAUGGAUUCACAGAUGUCACAUUGCAUUUGUAAAUUAAGGAAGUAAAAGGAGGACAUUGUUCUUUAUUUUGCAGUCUAAAUAUAAACAAAAUGUUGAUAACUUUCAGUAUUAAUGCCGUGUAUAGAAGUUAUACAAGAAAUAAUUGUUGGAACUUUUAUUCUCAGCAAUUUAACUUUGUUCCUAAAAUGCAAAACAAAUCAAAAGUUUUUGGCAUCGUAUUUUCCCUUAUGUCCGAACAUAUCACUGAGAUUUAUUACUGUUUUUCUUGACAUUAUGAUUUGAUUCUCCUCUUGUGUUUUUAUUAGCAUGGCCCCUAUAAUCUUCUGUUUACUGUUGUGUAGAUGAGAUAUUUUUUUUUUUUUUUACAGAUAUAGUUUCAGUAAAGAACAAUUAAAAUACUUUGCCAGGAUUAUGAUUAUUUCUUUGUUUUAGCGGUCACUACAUGAGCACAGCUUACGUUCACAAUGUGCCAACCAACACUUCAUGAUGCACAAUAUUUGUGUCCUUUUGUACAAAUGUUUUUUUUUAAAUGUAUUAUGUUCAACUGAACUGUGAUUCUUAAUCUCAGGCAUGUCAUAAAAGUCUUACGGCUAUGUGGCUAAUACAAUGAUUUUAUUCUCAAA
Labrus mixtus (cuckoo wrasse) is the source of this 4812-nucleotide messenger RNA. RefSeq names its product N-acetylglucosaminidase, alpha (gene naglu). The record is from RefSeq and is a predicted model, not a curated record. The transcript is spliced from 6 exons. Bases 111 to 2366 code for a protein of 751 amino acids. Lineage: Eukaryota; Metazoa; Chordata; Actinopteri; Labriformes; Labridae.